AAACCCUUUUCCUCAAGCCUGCCUUUACGUAUAACUUUUUAAAAUAAAAUUUGGUUAGAUACUUCUAAAAUUAUAGCUGGUCCAUGGAGGGUUCGUCCCAAGGGUUGAAAAAAGGUGCAUGGACUGCUGAAGAAGAUAAUCUCUUGAGGCAAUGCAUUGAUAAGUAUGGAGAAGGGAAAUGGCACCAAGUUCCUUUAAGAGCUGGUCUAAAUCGGUGCAGGAAGAGUUGUAGACUAAGAUGGUUGAACUAUUUGAAGCCAAGUAUCAAGAGAGGAAAACUCAACUCCGAUGAAGUUGAUCUUCUUAUGCGCCUUCAUAAGCUUUUAGGAAACAGGUGGUCUUUAAUUGCUGGUAGAUUACCCGGUCGGACCGCCAAUGACGUCAAAAAUUACUGGAACACCCAUUUGAGUAAGAAACAUGAACCGGGUUGUAAGACCCAGAUGAAAAAGAGAAACAUUCCUUGCUCUUAUACCACACCAGCCCAAAAAAUCGACGUUUUCAAACCUCGACCUCGAUCCUUCACCGUUAACAGCGGCUGCAGCCAUAAUAAUGGCAUGCCAGAAGCUGACAUUGUUCCUCUAUGCCUUGGACACAACGAUACUAAUAAUGUUUCUGAAAAUAUAAUCACAUGUAACAAAGAUGAUGAUAAAUCUGAGCUUGUUAGUCAUUUAAUGGAUGGUCAGAAUAGGUGGUGGGAAAGUUUGCUAGAUGAGAGCCAAGAUCCAGCUGCGCUCUUUCCAGAAACUACAGCAAUAAAAAAGGGCGCAACCUCCGCGUUUGACGUUGAGCAACUUUGGAGCCUGUUGGAUGGAGAAACUGGAACUUGAUUAGUGUUUCCACUGUUUGUUUGUGCUUGUGCGUGACAUUGUGACUUUUGCAUUUACUGUGUAUUGUUUCUAAAUAAACCAAUUAACUUAUGUUUCUGACAUAUAUAUAUAUAUAUAUAUAUAUAUAUAUAUUUUUUUUUUUUCUUUUUGCAAAUGAAAGGAUAAUGUGUCAUGAUAAACAAGGCCCCAAUUGGUAUAACUGAUGAAAAAUUCUUAGCAAUAUGCUCAAAAACAGUAUGAUGCAGAAGUUAUAUGCUUCAUUAUUUAUUAAAAUGAUUGAUAUAACAUUAAAUGAUUCAUAUAUAAUUGGUUCAUUUAUAAAUAAUAUAUAUAUAUAGUAAAUAUAUAUUUUUUAUUUAAAAUAAUAUAUCAUAUCUAAUUUUAUAUAUAUAUUAAUUUAUAUAUUUUAAUUAAGUAUAGUAUUAUUUUAAUUGUAUUUUUAAAAUAUAAUUUUAACAUGAAUAUAAUAUUUUGAUAUUAUAAUUUUUUUAAUUUAAUAUUUUAUAAAUGAAAAUGUUUGCCAACUUUAAUCAUGGUAUUCUAAAUGUAUUUCUAAAUGUUUUUUUCUGUAAUUAUUGAUUAGAUAAUAAUUAGCAUAAUGUUCUUGCAAAUAGUUUGCCAACUUUAAUCAACGUCUAAGUAUGUGUUGUUGCUUUACAUAGAUUUUCUUCUUGGAAAAUAUUUUAUGAGCACCAUUAUCCCUGAGUAGGAGUUCUUAGAAAAUAAAAGUAUUUUUUUUGAACGUACAAAAUAAAAGUAUUGAUAUUUUAUUUAGACAAGUAUGUUCUUAGCUCUUUUAGUUUAAUUAGACUAAUAGCUGAAUAGAAAACAAUAUGUUUAGAGUAACUAGGGUUUCUCAAGCAAGAACCCCAUUAAAACUUCUUCUCUCCUCAUUUAUCAAAAACUUUUUUUUGUCUCUUCUCUUUCUAACUUUUAAUUAUUUUAUUAUAUUUUGUAGGUGAGGAUGUCGGGAUAAAGUUUGCAGAGAGUGCCUACGGUAUAAAUUUUGAGGCAUUGGCCUUGGGGCGCUCUCAUAUUUGUUAAUUUUGGGGCCUCAGAUUUACCAAUACUCGUAAGCAAAAUGCUAAUAUAGUUACCAAAAAAACAAUGUAUUCUUUCAAUAAUUUUGUUUCAAACAUUCAUCUCUAUUUUUAUUUAUUAUUGUGGACACCAACCAUCUUUUUAAUGUUGAAAACUUUUUCUAUAUAUAUAUAUAUAUAUAUAGAUAAAUUCCCACUAAACAAUUUAUAACCUUUGCCAUUAGAAGUUUGUAUAAGAGCAAGGAAUGUUUCUCUUUUUCAUAUAAAUAAUUUUAAAAUAUGAAAUACCAAAUAAAUAAAUAAAUAACAAUUAUUUUAUUUACUUUUUACAUUUUAAAAGUUAUUAUUGCACUCAUAUUACUAUUUGUGUUAUUUUAAUAUAAAAUGAAUAAGUUUUUGCCUUAGGCCCCAGUUACUCUAGGCAUGGCACUGAGAGCUUGGCGUUGGAAGUGUGGACUGUCAAGUCCUUCUUUAAGCAAUCAUAUCAUGUUUGUGCAAAAGUGUUGACAUACAACUUAAAGCUGUUGACUGUUGUCGUCUAACUGGUGUCAUCUUCUGAUUACCAGUGAAGUGAAUUAUCCAUGCAAGCAACUCCACUGAAUCCAGCUUCUUUGGAAAAUAUGUCCAUAUGAAUAGAUUUGUUGACUAGUCGACCAUAGACCUUUUUAUGUAAUGUCAAAUUAUAAUUUGUUGAUAUUGUACCAUAUAUAGCAAUACAGUGCAAAUAUUUCCACUGAGAAGUAUGAACUUAUGGAGGGAGUAUAUAUUUAUGUAAUGUCAAAUUAUAAUUUGUUGACAUUACGGAGGGAGUAUAUAUUUGCACUGUAUUGUUAUAUAUUUGCACUUUUUAGUUAAGUAUGUGAAUUAUCAUUGAAAAGGAUGCAGUGCAAAUAUUUCCUCAAUAUUAACAAAAGUUCACGCUCCCUAACAAUUUGUAGCUCCCAGUAAAAAAUUAUCCAGUGGUGUCAAUUUAAUUUAUCAUGUAAAAAGAAAAAUUUUGGUCAAAGCAGUUGCGAGUGUUAUUAUUCGGAAUCUUAAUUGUAAAAAACAUUUUCUUUCUGUGAAAUCAUAUGGUGACAUAGAUGUAUGUGUUCUAAUUCGAAACAUAAAAGAAAUAAUUUAUAUACAUACCUUUUUACCAAAAGAUAUACAAGACAGAUUUCUUCGUAGAUUUCUAGACCCUAUGAUCAAUUUUACAUUAUGUUGAAAUCAACAUCAGCCUAAAGCUUUUACCAAAAAAAAAAAAAACAACAGCCUAAACCUAAAAAUACAUCUGCUUCCAUAUAUAUAUGUAACAAUGAUAUACUACAUUUUAUCAAAAUAAAUUAAUAAUCUAUAUUA
Molecule: messenger RNA, 3208 nt
Organism: Brassica rapa (field mustard)
Lineage: Eukaryota; Viridiplantae; Streptophyta; Magnoliopsida; Brassicales; Brassicaceae
Gene: PAP1
Product: transcription factor MYB114
Source: RefSeq, a predicted model, not a curated record